This is a messenger RNA of Protopolystoma xenopodis, 735 nucleotides long. The record is from the annotation of a GenBank genome assembly. NCBI's taxonomy places the organism in Eukaryota, Metazoa, Platyhelminthes, Monogenea, Polystomatidea, Polystomatidae.
AUGGAGGAUGAAGAUUUUUCGAAAGAUCCUACCUCAUCUGUUCCAGAUAUUCAACAUGCAAAUAAUAGCAACAAUCCUAGAUCGCCCGUUGUUAUGCAAACUGAAACGUUACUGAAGGAAUGUGUAGAGGAUGCGAACCAGAGUUUGAAUUCACUUCUUGUUGUACCCUCCCCGACGCCUCAUCCGAUCGCCAAACAAUUAAUUUGUUCCGAAGAGAUUCCAACUUCCGAAGCAGCUGUCGCCAUGAAAGUUGUUAAAACGGGCGAGUUCAUAACUCAGGUCACCUCUUCCUUGCAGCCUGAGAACGCUGACGAUGUUAAGAGUGGGAACGACAAGUCAUUGCAGACAUCGCUUGGCUACCUGCGCUGGCUGACUACCGCCUUAACCUCUUGCCAGAUGACCUUCGAGGCCUGGCGUAAUAACAUCGCCUUCUACGUCCAUCAAUGGUUGCUGAUGGUGCGUAUCAAUUUGGCUCUCUUGUCUAGGCCUCGGCCGGCUUUGCAACUGGUCACACGUUACUUGGUUGGCUCAGUUGGUGUGGCUUUGAUUGCCGGUCUCUAUCAUAUUGAAAAAAUUUAUGACAAUAAUAUGAUAGUUCAAAAUCCUGGCGUAGAGCAUGACAAGGCCUUGAGAGGUCACGGGCUGGCCGGAAUCUCCAUCGCCGUUCCAAAAGGUCACGAUUUUGCUCUUUUAAUUGCACCCUUUCUUUCCCUUUUGACAUUGAUGAAUAAGUAA